Messenger RNA from Phragmites australis (common reed), 519 nucleotides. RefSeq lists its product as uncharacterized. Gene Ontology annotation, molecular function: DNA binding. The transcript has 2 exons. Gene Ontology annotation, biological process: regulation of transcription by RNA polymerase II. NCBI's taxonomy places the organism in Eukaryota, Viridiplantae, Streptophyta, Magnoliopsida, Poales, Poaceae. The coding region runs from base 1 to 519 and encodes 172 amino acids. The record is from RefSeq and is a predicted model, not a curated record.
AUGGAGUCCUCCGGCGAUGAGGGCGCCGGGGCAGCGAGGGUCGAGAUGGGGAGCCCCGGCCCUGCGUCGGCAUCCGCGGCCGUUGGUGGAGCUGGUGCGUCUGGAUCCGGGGGGAAGCCGCCGGUGAAGCGCGUCAUGAAGACGCCCUACCAGUUGGAGGUUCUCGAGAGGACCUAUUCAGAGGACCUGUAUCCAAAUGAGACCAAGCGCGCGGAGCUAUCGGUGAAGUUGAGGCUGACGGACAAGCAGCUGCAGAUGUGGUUCUGCCACCGCCGGCUCAAAGACCGGAAACCUCCGGCCAAGCGGCAUCUGCGGGAUGAGGAGGUCACCGUGCCAGUCAUAGCACCGCCGCCUGUGCUCCCGCUGUCGCUACCACCCAGCGAGGUAAUGGUGGGGCCUGUUGGGACUUAUGGUGAGCACCUGCUGCCCUUCUCCAGGAGAGGGCCUGGCAGGUCGUCGGCUGUGCCUAGGAUUUCUGUGCCAGAAUUGGGAGGAGAUACUAUGAGGCACCACAAGUGA